UGGGGUGGCCUUGUGGAUAGAAAAAAAACGGGCGUUUUAGCGCGUCAGAUCUUAACUGUGUCAGGGUUUUUAUUUCUCUGCACGCAGGACGUUUGCGUGUCUGUUUUCUCUAUUGUGUGCUGGCUGGAGCCUAAAGUGGGCGUCGCUCCAGGACAGGCUGGGCUGCUCCGGUGCGGCGCUGCCCGCUUUUCUCUCGCAGGACUGCAGCACCAUCAUGCCGUUUUGUUGGUCGAUUGGUGCCUCGGCGGAAGAAUAAUAGCUCAGUUCAGAUAUUCCUCUUGGUUUUGAGUGCAGGGGAAAGGACUGUAGAGUGCUGCGGGCGGGUGUUUCGCCGUGGGUUUAUCGGGCGCUGCGGAGCUUUUCAGAUGCCACGGUGUUGCAAUUUAUAUACGAAAGCUUUCGAAUCAGAUUUCUUUGGCUUCAGGAAAAUAGACACCAUUCUUCAAAUCAGGCAACCACAGAGGUGGUUCAACACAGCCGACAUCACCGUGGCUCACCAAAGCAACCUCCUGAAGCAGCUCAACCAGCAGCGCCACCAGGAGCUUUUCUGCGACUGCAGUGUGCUGGUGGAGGGCCAGCUCUUCAGGGCCCACCGCAACGUCUUGUUCGCCAGCAGCGGCUACUUCCGCAUGCUGCUGUCUCGGGGGCCCGAUGGGCUGCCAGAAACUGUCAACGCCACCUUCGAUGUCUUCAGCCCAGAGACUUUUACCGUCAUCCUAGAUUUCAUCUACUCUGGGCAACUGGACCUCUCUAGUCAUAAUGUUAUUGAGGUCAUGUCUGCAGCCAGCUACUUGCAGAUGAACAAUGUCAUCAACUACUGCAAGAACUUCAUCAAAUCCUCCCUGGACAUCAGCGUGAAAGAUGAAGACAGCGAUCGCUGCCUCAACCUGUCUGAGACCUGUUCUUUCACCAGCGGAGUAGGAGAAGAGUCCACAGAGCAUCAGCAGCAAGGCCCCCGCUCUGUCAGCCCACCACCUGCGCUCUGGACCCGUGACAACUCCAGAUCCCAGUCCAGUUUCAUGGGGAAGGAGCCAGAGCAGGAAGGUUCAGCCUCAGCCCUAAAGACUAACCCAAGUAGCCCUGCUAAUGAGCUCAGUGCAGAGACAGAUGACCUGCAUGACCCUCAGGACCCUCUGUACACACUACCUGGAUCAGAGCGCCGGCGUGGGAAAGGGGGGACCAAAAGGAGAAUCCCCAACAACACUCGUUCUGGCCAGCAUGAAGACCUGGAUAUUCAGGAGGCAAGAACCCUAAAGGCUGAAAAGGCAGAGGAGCUUUACGCCACACUACCUCCAAUUGUUGGCGUUAUUGGCCACUUUAAUAAAGAUUCCAACCCUGUUAUGCGCUUUAAAUGCCCUUUUUGCACACACACUGUGAAGAGGAAGGCGGACCUGAAGCGUCACCUGCGCUGUCACACCGGUGAAAGACCAUACCCCUGUCAGGCCUGCAAUAAGCGCUUCACCCGUCUGGAGCACCUACGUAGCCACUUUGAGACGUGGGUCGCGGGGGAGCUGCUGCCUAUCUCCAGCAGUCUAUGGGCAAGAGGCGGGGUACACCCUGGACAGGUCGCCAGUCCAUCGCAGGGCAACACACUGCAGAAAAAUGUAAUGGGUAAAAUUUGAAAUCAAGCUACAUACUGUUUAGUUUAGCUUAAUUUUUAUCCCCUCAGUUUUAUCAGUGUAGUCAGAUGGUAAAUAUUGAAAACUAGCUUGUAAAAACCUGUCUUGUUAAGGAAACCAAUGCUCAUUUUGAUUUUAGUGCCCAUUCUAAACAUUCAUAAAUUGAAGAAGUGAACCAACCCUAAAGAACCAGACACAGGAAAGGCGACUAUCUUUGUUUGUAUGACUGGAAGAACAGAGACCUGACCGGUAAAACCCCUCGUCAAAAUAAAUCCGAAAAAUGCUAAUUUUGUCACAGUAAUAACAGUAACAGUAAUAAUUCCAUGUAUGUUCAAGAACAGUAAAGUCAGCAAAGUGAGGAUGGUGUUUCAGUACGUCCUUGAACAUCCCCCAGCACUAGGAGCCUAACAACAAAUGUUUUUUGGGACGUCAUGAUAAUAGUGUAACCAGGAGGUAAAAAUCCUGAAAAAUUUCUCCUUUAUAUUUGGGACAGUGCGUUCUACUUUUAAGUGCAGGUUAUAGGACAUUCGAAGGUCUUAUACUGUACCGAGGGUAAAGUUAUACCAUCCAGAGUAUCCAAAUGUUGCACCAUUUUAUUUAAGAUGUUCAGGUUUAAAGACAACAGUUUCAUCUGCAAAAAUGUGUGUGGAGCCCCAUGUGGACUUGCGGAAGGGCAAAAAUGUGGCCCACAGUAGGACCUCCAACUGUCUGCUACAUUGAACAAUCCCAUUGUGGGAACAUGACGAGCCUUUAUUUCUGUGGUCCUGGAUACGGGUGUAAUCUGUUCACCAUGUGUGGGGCAAACAAUGUUCAGUUAAGGUAGUGUCCAAGUGGCAGACUGUAUUUAAAAAUAUGGGCAAAAUGUGGUCCACCACUAAUGCCACAAAGAGCCCUCUGAGCUUGGAGUGGGCAGCCCACCCUUUGCGCAGGUCUGUUCAGACCCCACUGUCUUCACCACCCACUACAAUUGAAGGUCCCAUUCUGGAUAGCCAUCUGUGGGCCAAAUGCUUUGCCUGCUGUGUCCCAACAUGGGGCCCAGGCCGGAUUUUUCAGGAUAUAAUGUUUUCUAGUUUGAUUCUCCAUUACCUGUAAAAGUUUUAACUACACUUGUAAAUAUUUAAUCUACCCCAGUAUUUUUACAUGACAUAUUGAAGGCAUCUCUGAUUCAACUUUUUUUAAUGAAGGGAACAUUUUAGCAUCUUAGAUCAAUUCCUAUUAAUCCGACUAAAAGACAACAGAUUAUUUAACUGAAAUUUUUGAAGAAUAAGUAGUUUAAGUCUACGUGUUCCCAUGUUAAGACUAAAAAAUGUCUUAAUCUGUUGGAUCUCCAGAAGAGAUCUAUGAACUUGAAAUGUUCUCACAGUCUGAAAGAUUUUGAGACUUUUUGAAAGCCAGUGGGCAAAUAUUGCCAACUCACAGUAUAGUAUCCUGAAAGACUUCUACCACAACAGAAGGAAAGCAGAUUUUUUUUCCAUAAUAAACUUAAAUAUUACAGGAUAUCAGAUUAAAAGUGCAAAAACGUUUUUAACAGUUAUUUUUUCAUAGUCACAUUUUUUACAUUUUAUAAACAAACAUGCUACAUGUUUGAGAGGCUCUGUGUUGCUUACAGUGAAGUGUAUCCUGAAUCACUCCUGUGACUGUACAAUCAUAGCAAUAAAGAAGAAUAAAAAACACUCAUUGCUGGUGGAGUUGACUUUGCACUGUUGUGUCGUCAGCAAACUUAGUGAUGGAGUUGGAACUAUACAGUCGCAGUUGUUGCUAGUGCCCAGCAAGGGGCUCAAAUCCUUGUGGGACUCCAGUACUGAUGGCGCUGAACUCAGAGCCGCCCACCAGAACUACCUGAAGGCCUGUUCUAUAGGAAUAUCAGCACCAAUCUACACACCUAGAUGUUCAGUAUGAGUAUGGGUCCUACAGUGGGGUGACCACAGAAAUCCUUCUGAGGGAUGACAACAGGCACAACUCCUGCACUCAACACACAGGUUGACCUGGGGCCUGUAUGAGUAGCUUAGGGGGCAGGUCACACUGUGAGAUGACACUUGAAAUGGCGGAAAAAGAAAAAGGAGCAGUAGUCCUGCACAGGUUAUCAAACAAAAGGCCUGUAUAUGAAUUUGGGCAGGACCAUCCCUACAUACAUCCCAUGUGGGUAAUAUCUGAUAUAGGUGCUUGAGAAAAGUCCAUGGUGGGCUCACUAUGCAAAUUAAUUAAAAUCUGUAUUAAAUAAUUAUAGAAAAAUUGAAUUUACUUUAAAAAUGUUUGGGGGUU
Girardinichthys multiradiatus is the source of this 3881-nucleotide messenger RNA. RefSeq names its product zinc finger and BTB domain containing 8A (gene zbtb8a). The record is from RefSeq and is a predicted model, not a curated record. The coding region runs from base 366 to 1622 and encodes 418 amino acids. The transcript is spliced from 4 exons. Lineage: Eukaryota; Metazoa; Chordata; Actinopteri; Cyprinodontiformes; Goodeidae. Gene Ontology annotation, biological process: regulation of transcription by RNA polymerase II. Gene Ontology annotation, molecular function: RNA polymerase II cis-regulatory region sequence-specific DNA binding; protein binding; DNA-binding transcription factor activity, RNA polymerase II-specific.